AUGUUGAGUCAGCCAGUCAGUCAGUCAGUGAACAACAUGGCCAAUCAUCGAUUCGUUCCAUCUGUCAUCUACGCCGUGAAUUUCACCACGCCAGGCUCCGGCUGGCCAUUGGGCCAGGUGCACGAGAUGGAGCACAGCGACGAGUGCAUCUUCCAGAGGAGAACGCCCUCGCUGGCGAUUUUCGUGCUCUACGGACUGGCCGUUCCCACCCUGGCGGCCUUUGGCCUCUGCACGAACUUCAUCAACGCCGUUGUCUUCAUGCGACCCAAGAUGACCCCGUCGGCCUUCAGUUACCUGGCCGCCCUCUCCUGGAUGGACUGCAUCUCCUGCCUGCUCAUCACAUUGACCGCCCUGUCCAGGAGUUAUUUCUACAACAGUCCCGCCUGGAUUUCCUACGACUACCAGUGGCAAACCCCGUUCUUUGGCAUCAGCACGGGAGCAGCCAAUCUCAUCCUGGCCUGCCUGAGCGUGGACCGGUUCACCUUCCUUUCCAGUUUCAAGAGGACCAACGGUGCUCCCAGAUUUUGCCGCCGCAAGGUGGCUCGCUGCAUGAUCGCGGUGGCAAUAGGCACCUCCGUCGUGGUAAAUAUGCCGUACUUCUUCGUCUUCUAUGUCAGCUCCACGGGAACGUGUCACGUCACCGCUUUCUACUACUCAACUUUUUAUAAAGUGCAAAACUGGUUCACCUUUGCCCUGUUGGCUCUUUUGCCCGCCAUCUUCCUGCUCAUUGGCAACACGGCCAUCAUAUUAGCCUUUCGGAAAUGGACAAAGCAGAGCCGACGGUGUCAGGCCACCGAAACCACUGCCAAUAGCCGCACCACCGCCAAGAGAUAUCAGCACCAAAUGAAGCUAACCAUCAGCAUAGUGAUUGUGAUUACAUUGUACUUGGUUGGCGAACUGCCUGCGCACAUGACUUCAAGAAAGAGCUCCCUAAACCUUAUUUUCGGAGGGGAUACCAACAAGGUUGAUGAGUCCUUCAUGGAGGAGCUGGAGGUGAUCUGCAUUACGCUAAAUGCCUUACAAUUAUCCCUGAAUAUAGUAGUCUAUGCCGUGAUCAACCCGUCGUUCAUGCCGGAGUUCUUCCUGUGCCUGAAGGGAACUUCUGAUGUGUGCUUUGGAUUGUGUUGUUUCCGAGCUGUGCGAAGGCUUUGGCGACGCUGCCAGACCCAAAGAAAACAAAAGGCUACGGCGGAGGAGCAGGUGGUCAGUAGCGUGACUUUACCGCAACUCCCACCGGAUGAGCCUAUGCCGUGUGGCUGCGAGAGCUGGGCCAGUGACUCCGGCUGCAAGAUCAACGCCCACUGCAAAACGGCAGUGGGCACAUUUACCAUGAAGGAUUCCGAUCACGACGAGGUGGUGCAUUGCUGCCAUGAGCCAGAGAUUUUCACCACCAGAUCCAGUGCCUGCCUGCACUCAAAAGACUCUGCUCCCGACGAGGAAUCUAUAUUUAGUUCCAGCUUUAUUAUAAUUACCUAG
Drosophila ficusphila is the source of this 1476-nucleotide messenger RNA. RefSeq lists its product as uncharacterized. The record is from RefSeq and is a predicted model, not a curated record. Gene Ontology annotation, cellular component: membrane. Gene Ontology annotation, biological process: G protein-coupled receptor signaling pathway. Gene Ontology annotation, molecular function: G protein-coupled receptor activity. Lineage: Eukaryota; Metazoa; Arthropoda; Insecta; Diptera; Drosophilidae.